Messenger RNA from Nylanderia fulva, 822 nucleotides. It is a transcript of the gene san, whose product is annotated as Probable N-acetyltransferase san. Gene Ontology annotation, biological process: mitotic sister chromatid cohesion. The record is from RefSeq and is a predicted model, not a curated record. Gene Ontology annotation, molecular function: acyltransferase activity, transferring groups other than amino-acyl groups. Lineage: Eukaryota; Metazoa; Arthropoda; Insecta; Hymenoptera; Formicidae. Gene Ontology annotation, cellular component: NatA complex.
UUCUCGUCGUCAUUUAUUUGAGCGCGUAUUCAGUGAAGAUCCAUUCACAUGUGUAUCUCGUUAUGUUUUCGUUCGUCGGAAUUUCGCGAGGAAACGUCGUGGGUGCAAAUUAUUGACGUAUAUCGGUGCAUUUUUCUUAUUUUUCUCUGCGAAAAGAAGAAAAAUAAAAAUAUAAAGAGGCAUUAUUAAUUGACUUGUGCCAAGAUCGUGGAAUUUCACCCGGCAUCCGAUAAAAUGACCAGGUCGAAAAUAGAAUUAGGCGAUGUGACUCCGCACAACAUAAAGCAGCUGAAAUUGCUCAAUCAAGUCGUGUUCCCGGUCUCAUAUAACGAAAAGUUUUAUAAGGAUGUAUUGGAAGCGGGAGAACUUGCCAAACUAGCAUAUUACAAUGACAUAGUGGUUGGAGCAGUUUGCUGCCGUGUAGAUACUUCAGAAAAUUCUAGGCGUUUAUAUAUAAUGACAUUGGGUUGUCUCUACCCUUACAGAAGAUUAGGAAUUGGUACUGUUAUGGUCCAACACGUUUUAAAUUAUGUUAAUAAGGAUGGCAAUUUUGAUUCUAUCUUCCUACAUGUUCAGAUAAGCAAUGAAGGCGCGAUUGACUUUUAUAAAAAAUUUGGAUUCGAGAUUGUCGAAACUAAAGAACAUUAUUACAAGAGAAUAGAACCAGCAGACGCACACGUGUUGCAAAAGACAUUGCGUCCUCGAGCUAAUCAAACGAAUCAUCAAACUGUCAACUAAUAAGUAGCAUCUUUCAUUAAUUUAUCUUAUAAUUUAAAAUUUAACAUACGUUUCCAUGUUCUAUCAAUAAAGUCAUUUAUAUUA